AUGUUCCCCGAAGCCGGGCGUACCCGUAUAGCUCAGUGCAGCCGCAACAUCCCACGAGCGCUGGAAACACGUUGUUACAGCGCCAAUCCUAAACAAAAUUCGGCUGUAGCUGUUCUAUUCCAGGACAUCGACCCCCCGGUCAUCAACGGUGUUCGUAAACCCCGCAAGCCUGGCGGCUACCAGGACUCUGGAGCUGAUAUUGCCUACAACCUACGGGCCAAGGGGGUGACUGUAGUCACUCCGGAAGUUCAUCCCUCGGACAGGGACCAUGAAGGCUGGUGUUUUCCCGACACCGCCGAAGGCAUCCAGCGUGCGGUGCAGAAAGGAGCCACACAUCUGUGGGCUAACACUAUCCUCUUUAAUUCUCAUCCCCUGCAAGCAUCCGACACGCUCAAUGCAUUUGCAUCCAGCUUGUAUGUCGUGGGACAGCCACCGGGCCUCGUGGAGAAUUUCGACGACAAGGCAUACCUCAAUAGAAAGCUGGGUCAAAUGGGCGGCUUCACGCUGCCGCGCUCGUGGAUUAUCACAAGCUCCGACGAUGUCGACAGCGUCAUUCGCUCUAUCGGCCAGUAUCCCGUUGUGGGUAAGCCGAUCCGCGGCCGCGGAAGCCACGGCGUCAAGGUCUGUCACAGCGCGACAGACUUGCGGCAACACCUUGAGGCCCUGUUUCGCGAAUCGCCCACUGUCAUGGUGGAAGAGUUCCUUAGUGGCGAGGAGGCGACGGUAACGGUCAUGCCACCGUCUCCAGAUCGGCCUGAAUACUGGAGCAUGCCGCCGGUCGUGCGAUUCAACCACGCUGACGGCAUUGCGCCUUACAACGGAGUCGUGGCUGUGACAGCGAAUUCCCGGACAGUUAGCCCGGUCGAGAUGGGCGACGCUUCCUUUACUGAGCUUAUGAGGCAGUCCGCGCGAGUAGCCGAGGUUAUAGGUGCCACGGCGCCGAUUCGAGUGGAUGCGCGACGAUUCGAGCCGGGGUCGCGGUUUGCUCUUUUCGAUAUCAAUAUGAAGCCGAAUAUGACGGGCCCGGGCCGGCCUGGGCGUGAGGAUCAGGCGAGUCUGACUGCUUUAGCAGCUGCAGCCAUUGGAUGGGAUUAUCCUACUCUCUUGCAGAGAAUUCUCCAAUGUGCGCAGCCUCUUGGUGUCUUCCGCAACUAUCAGAGUCCAUUUUAA
Molecule: messenger RNA, 1170 nt
Organism: Aspergillus terreus NIH2624
Lineage: Eukaryota; Fungi; Ascomycota; Eurotiomycetes; Eurotiales; Aspergillaceae
Exons: 3
Coding region: 1-1170 (389 amino acids)
Biological process (GO): peptidoglycan biosynthetic process
Molecular function (GO): ATP binding; metal ion binding; D-alanine-D-alanine ligase activity
Source: RefSeq, a predicted model, not a curated record